This is a messenger RNA of Uranotaenia lowii, 3229 nucleotides long. RefSeq names its product zinc finger protein 287-like. Bases 478 to 2328 code for a protein of 616 amino acids. Gene Ontology annotation, biological process: regulation of transcription by RNA polymerase II; central nervous system development. Gene Ontology annotation, cellular component: nucleus. The record is from RefSeq and is a predicted model, not a curated record. The transcript has 10 exons. NCBI's taxonomy places the organism in Eukaryota, Metazoa, Arthropoda, Insecta, Diptera, Culicidae. Gene Ontology annotation, molecular function: RNA polymerase II cis-regulatory region sequence-specific DNA binding; DNA-binding transcription factor activity, RNA polymerase II-specific.
GUAGAUUAGAGCAGUAGCACAUACCUUGGACUGGGAUCGGUCGUUCCUGCUUUCGGUUGAUUACAUACGGAUCGGAUUUGUGUCGCGUUUUAUGAAUUUCGAACGGAAAAGGCCGACAUCUUUUUUUCUUCCAUCUCAUAUCGGCUGAGUGACCGCCAUAUUGAAGUGAGACAAAAGAUUGCAAAGUGCGAUAUUUUUGGUGCGUGGAGUGAAUUGGAAAAUUAUUGGUCCCCAACGGGGCAACAGCCUAGUAGAUUCGGAAUCGGAACGGAGUUCCGAUAAGCGGGAAUCGAUUGAGACCGGAGCAAAUUCCGGUUCCGGCCUGUAAUUCAGAUAAAAAGAAGUGUUUACGCUGUCGUUUGAUUGAUUUUCUUGAUUUCAACUUUACUGCCUCAUCAUUCGUUCAAAAAAGGAAUAAAAAUAUUUGUGAACUAUCGUUCUUUUUUCGGCUGACCAGUAAGCAAAUACGGCUUGGAAAUGGAGGGGUCAACGGCCUUCACCGGACCGAUAAUGUUCACCACCAACAACAUUCAGGCGGGAACACCGGUCGGUAUCCAAUAUCAGACGGCCGACGUCAACAAACAGGUCAAAAUUGAUGGUCAGAAGGCGACCCAGCAGACGCCGGAAUUUUCGACGUUCUACGCCAACGUCAACAUGAUCCAAAAGUUGACACCAACCUCGCAAGCGUUGAGCACGGUGAACUUGGCCCAGCUCGCCGAUGACACCAAAACGGUGCAGUAUCUGCAACCGUUUAGCUACGCCAACUGUGCGCUGGUGAAUCAGAUGCAGAUUCCAAACGGAGUCACCGGAAUAACGGUUGAUGGGCGACAGCUGGUGGUGAACAAACCCAUUACUACAUUUCAGAACACAAUCUCAAACAUAAGCUUCAAAUGUGAUGUUUGUGGUUUGAUGUUCAACCACCUGACCUUGCUGAACCAUCACAAGCGUACGCAUAAUCAGGAUGGUGAGCCUACUUCCGAUGCCAUUACUGUUGUUACGCAACCGCAGAGUUUGGUCCAGGCCCAGAACAUCAUUUCGGAAACCGGACAGAAUCUAGGUCAAAUUCAGAUAGUCGCAACCGAAGCCUUGGAGCCAGCUCCCCAACAGGCCCAGCAACAACUGGAACAGCAACAACAACAGCAUCAUCAACAACAACAGCAACAGCAGCAGCAACAACAACAACAUCAGCAACAACAGCAACAUCAACAAGUGGUCCAGGUGACUCAGACAAAAGCCGAUCGCAUUCAGAAAUGUAUCACCUGUGGUGGUCCCAUUCAAAACAACCCGAAACGGAAAGGACCCAAACUGAUCCGUUGCGAAGGAUGCAUCAGCAACGAUAACGCUCAAACCGUUACCAGACCUACGCAAAUUUUCGUUGCCCCCGAUGGUGACAUCAAGUUUGAGAUCGGAGAAAUUCCGCCGCACUCGAACAGCAAUUCCUCGAUGGAUUCAGUAAUGCCGACGCAAAUUACUACCAUCAAAACGGAGCAUGUGGCCCCGGUUUCGAUACCUCAACCGCAGCAGCCACAGCAGCAGCCAGCCCAUCCGGUCAAGAAACGCAACAUGGCGACCGUCACAAAAUGUACCAAAUGUAACGGUUCCGGUGUCAUAAUCGUCGGGGGACCCAAGAGCAAGGUCUUACAGCAGCAGCAGCAACAACAACAACAUCAACACCAGCAAGCGACCAUCGUGCAUCAACAACAGCAACAGCAAUCAUCCGCUCAAGAGAAGCCAUUUACGUGCAACACUUGUGGGGGUCGAUUUUCACGGUAUUCCAGUCUCUGGUCGCACAAAAAACUGCACUCGGGCGAAAAGAAUUACAAGUGCAACGUGUGCGGGAUAGCUUUCGCGAAAGCCGUUUACCUGAAGAAUCAUACCCGGAUACACACCGGCGAAAAGCCGUACAAAUGUGGAACGUGUGGCAUGCAGUUCUCACAAUCCCCUCACUUGAAAAAUCACGAAAGAACGCAUAGCGGUGAAAAGCCGUAUGUUUGUGAGGUUUGUGAUAAAGGAUUCGCCCGGCAUGCCACCCUCUGGAACCACCGUCGUAUACACACCGGGGAGAAACCGUACAAAUGCAACAGAUGUCAAUCGGCGUUCAGUCAGGCUGCGCAUUUGAAAAAUCACGAAAAGGUCCAUUCCGGAUUAAAACCGUUCAAGUGUGACAUUUGCUCUGCGGCAUUUGCUGACCGAUUUGCCCUGAAAAGGCACCGAGGGAUUCACGAGAAAUAUGGUCAAACGGCGCCACUCCACCAGGGUCAAGUCCACAAGGAGGAAAUCAUCGAAAUGGAUGAAAAAUCCGGCGAAGUUAUCAUUGGCACAAUGUAAACUGUUGAAAGGGGAAGGUCUAUUUGCUUAGAAAGAGUUUCAGCUGUUGUCUUUUGACGUUAUCAUGACGGCAUUUCUAUGAGAAAAUAUUUCUGACAGUGAGAAAUGUGUUGCGAUGGUACUUUUCAACAGUUUCGGAGAAGCUUUUAUCACGAGCGGUCGAUUCACGUUCGAAAAAAUUACUUUCGAAGAAGCCAUACAUAUAACAUUUGGUAGGUAUUCAUUUUAUAAUUUUAUCAAAUUACACAGUGAUAAGUGUUUUACCACGAUGGAACGGAUCGUAAGCAGAAAAAACUUAAUUAAACAAUCGAAACCAGAUAUCAGUGUAGUUUUAUCGAGUAUCUUCAAUAGGUAUUUAUAAUCACCGAAGAAGGGUCGCGUAUCAAAACUUUUCAUUUGAUAACGCUUCAAAAUUGUAUAAAAAAUUUACCAAGUUUAUCCCACAGAAAGAAAUAAUUUUAUUUAUACAAAAUCUAUAACAAAAGACGUUUAUCGUAAGAGGUAUGAAAAGAUUGUAAAUAAAUUGAAAAAUCUAUAAGAAUAUAAAACAAACGCAGCACCCUGUAGAGGCGGAUACGAUUUCCUAUUUUCAUUUUGCUAUAACACCGCUCCAAACUGAUGUUCGUUAGCAUGCAGAGCGCUGAACCCGAAUGUUAAUUUUAUUUAAAACAAAUAAGUCUCUAGUUUUGUAAGUCUUGUUAACGCUUUCACAUCUCGGUGGUUAGCAAUCAAAACCGUACAAAUUAGUAAACGAAAAAAACGUAUAGAUUUUUUUUUCUUAAUUUUAAUUCCUCCAAUUUUCAAAUGUACAUAGAGAUAAAAUAUGUAUCUGUUUAUUUUGUUGUAUUGAUGCUACUAUAAUAUAGUGUAUAAAUGGCAAUAAUUUUUCGUAAUAAAAUUU